This is a messenger RNA of Onthophagus taurus, 2463 nucleotides long. It is a transcript of the gene Sec23, whose product is annotated as transport protein Sec23. Lineage: Eukaryota; Metazoa; Arthropoda; Insecta; Coleoptera; Scarabaeidae. The record is from RefSeq and is a predicted model, not a curated record. Gene Ontology annotation, molecular function: GTPase activator activity; zinc ion binding. Gene Ontology annotation, biological process: COPII-coated vesicle cargo loading; intracellular protein transport; COPII-coated vesicle budding. Gene Ontology annotation, cellular component: COPII vesicle coat; endoplasmic reticulum exit site.
GAUGGAGCUUUCUCUUUGACAGGUGACGUGGUUUUUGGUGUGUUGGAACUAUGAAAUAAACAGAAAUUGUUAAUCAAAACGUUUAAUUACUUAGUUGAAAUUACCCCGAUUUUGUAGUCAAUAAAAAUGACUACAUACGAGGAAUAUAUUCAAUCUAAUGAAGAUCGAGAUGGAAUUCGAUUUACAUGGAACGUUUGGCCAUCCAGCAGAAUUGAAGCGACGCGUUUGGUUGUUCCACUUGGUUGUCUUUAUCAACCCAUAAAAGAAAGGGCUGAUUUACCACCUAUACAAUAUGAUCCUGUACUUUGUUCACGAACCACAUGUCGAGCUAUUCUUAAUCCUCUUUGUCAAAUUGAUUACAGAGCUAAAUUAUGGGUUUGCAAUUUUUGUUUCCAAAGGAAUGCGUUUCCCGCACAAUAUGGAGCGAUCUCAGAACAACAUCAACCAGCAGAAUUGAUGCCAAUGUUUUCAACAAUAGAAUAUAUAAUAACAAGAGCAAACUGUCUCCCCCCAAUUUUUCUCUUGGUAGUUGAUACUUGCAUGGAUGAAGAAGAACUAGGAGCUUUAAAAGAUUCCUUACAAAUGUCACUAAGUUUAAUGCCGCAAAAUGCACUUGUUGGCUUAAUAACUUUUGGUAAAAUGGUUCAAGUACAUGAAUUAGGUACAGAAGGAUGUAGUAAAUCAUAUGUUUUUCGUGGCACCAAAGAUCUUUCUGCCAAACAAAUUCAGGAAAUGUUAGGCAUUGGAAAAGGAACCUCCAUGCCACAACAACAACCCAUGCAACCUGGAAGGCCACAACAAUCACUCCCACCAGCUAAUAGAUUUCUACAACCGGUGUCAAAUUGUGAAAUGAACCUAACUGAUUUAAUUGGCGAAUUACAAAGAGAUCCAUGGCAAGUUUCUCAAGGAAAGCGACCGCUUAGGUCAACUGGAGCUGCUUUAUCAAUUGCUGUUGGUCUUCUUGAAUGUUCUUAUGCUAAUACUGGAGCUCGUAUCAUGAUGUUCCUUGGAGGUCCAUGUUCUCAAGGUCCAGGUCAAGUUUUAAAUGAUGAUUUGAAACAACCCAUCAGAUCACAUCAUGACAUCCAUAAAGAUAAUGCCAAGUAUAUGAAAAAGGCAAUUAAACAUUAUGAAAUGUUAGCAAUGAGAGCUGCUACUAACAGCCAUUGUGUCGACAUUUAUUCUUGUGCAUUAGAUCAAACUGGUUUGAUGGAAAUGAAACAAUGCUGCAACUCGACGGGCGGUCAUAUGGUUAUGGGAGAUUCCUUUAAUUCUUCUUUAUUUAAACAGACUUUCCAAAGGGUUUUCGCUCGUGAUCACAAAAAUGAAUUAAAGAUGGCUUUCAAUGGGACACUUGAAGUGAAAUGUUCCAGAGAAUUAAAGAUACAAGGUGGAAUUGGACCAUGUGUUUCAUUAAAUGCCAAGAGCCCUUUGGUCUCUGAUACAGAAAUUGGAAUGGGAAACACUGUGCAAUGGAAAAUGUGCGCAUUUAUGCCUAGUACAACAUUUGCUUUAUUUUUUGAGGUUGUUAAUCAACAUUCAGCUCCUAUUCCGCAAGGCGGAAGAGGAUGUAUCCAGUUUAUCACACAAUAUCAGCAUUCAGCUGGCCAGAAACGUAUUCGUGUAACAACAAUUGCCAGAAAUUGGGCAGAUGCAACAGCAAAUAUUCAUCAUAUAAGUUCAGGUUUUGAUCAAGAAGCCGCAGCUGUCCUUAUGGCAAGAAUGGUAGUUUAUAGAGCUGAAACUGAUGAUGGACCGGAUGUUUUAAGAUGGGUAGAUCGUAUGUUAAUACGCUUGUGUCAAAAGUUUGGUGAAUAUAAUAAAGAUGAUCCAAACAGUUUCCGUUUGGGUGAAAACUUCAGUCUUUAUCCUCAAUUCAUGUAUCAUCUUCGUCGUUCGCAAUUUCUCCAGGUUUUUAACAAUUCCCCGGAUGAAACGUCAUUUUAUCGACACAUGUUAAUGCGAGAAGAUUUAACACAAUCUUUGAUUAUGAUACAACCGAUUUUAUAUAGUUAUAGUUUCAAUGGUCCUCCUGAACCAGUUUUGUUGGACACAAGUUCUAUACAACCUGAUAGGAUUUUGUUGAUGGAUACAUUUUUCCAAAUUUUAAUUUUCCAUGGAGAGACAAUAGCUCAAUGGCGUAGUCAUAAAUAUCAAGAUAUGCCAGAAUACGAAAACUUCAGGCAGCUGUUACAAGCGCCUGUAGAUGACGCCCAAGAAAUUUUGUUGACUAGAUUCCCAAUGCCUAGAUACAUUGAUACGGAACAAGGGGGUUCUCAAGCGAGGUUUUUGUUAUCUAAAGUCAAUCCAAGCCAAACUCAUAAUAAUAUGUAUUCGUUUGGAGGUGGUAUGCCAGGCACAAUGACGUCAAUGGAUGGAGGAGCACCAGUUUUAACAGAUGACGUUUCCCUUCAAGUAUUUAUGGAUCAUCUAAAAAAAUUAGCUGUCUCUUCAACUGCUUAA